Myotis lucifugus (little brown bat) is the source of this 1095-nucleotide messenger RNA. Its product is annotated as pulmonary surfactant-associated protein D-like. Bases 1 to 1095 code for a protein of 364 amino acids. The record is from RefSeq and is a predicted model, not a curated record. NCBI's taxonomy places the organism in Eukaryota, Metazoa, Chordata, Mammalia, Chiroptera, Vespertilionidae. The transcript has 6 exons.
AUGCCUGUUGCUUUUCAUUCUUCCUCAGAUGUGGGCACAGGGCCCUUGAAUUGUGGCAGCUGCACACCAGGGGGCAAUGCCCUGGCUCUGGCUGGAGCUUUUGGUGCUCAUGGCCGAGACUCUGCCCCAGCAAGUGCCACGCUGCUGGCCUGUGAGCUUGCCUGGUGUUUAGAGACUCCCAUGAUGCCCGAGGAAGUGGUCAUGCUUCUUCUCCUCUCUGUGCUGGUCCUGCUCACACAGCCUCCAAGGUCAUGGGGAGCAGAAGUGACGACCCUUCCUCAGAAACCUUUGAUUGAUGACCUCACCCUGGUCAAGUGUAGCCCUGUGGAGAAAGGCCUGCCUGGUCGUGAUGGACGAGAUGGGAAAGACGGCCCCCGGGGCGAGAAGGGGGAUCCAGGAGAAGUGGGUGCCCCAGGCGUUCAGGGCUCUGCAGGGCCAAGAGGCCCCCCAGGUGUCAAAGGAGAGAAAGGUGCCCCUGGUGAGCGUGGAGCCCCUGGGUUUCCAGGGAAAGCAGGCCCUGCAGGACCCCAGGGUAUACCGGGACCUUCAGGUGCCAGGGGACCCCCAGGACUGAAGGGGGACAGAGGUGCUCCUGGGUACAGAGGAGCAAAGGGAGAGAGUGGGCUUCCAGACAUCGCUGCUCUGAGGCGGCAGGUGGAGGCCUUGCAGGAGCAGGUAGAACACCUUCAGAGAGCAUAUCUUCAGUGUAAGAAAGUGGAGAUCUUCCCCAAUGGCCGAGGUGUUGGCCAGAAGGUCUUCAAGUCCGCAGGCUUUCUGCAAUCUUCUUAUGAAGCACGGCAAGUGUGCACACAGGCCGGGGGUCAGCUGCCCUCCCCACGCUCUGCGGCUGAGAACCAAGCCUUGCAACAGCUGGUCCACUUUGAGAACAAGGGUGCUGCGUUCCUGAGCAUGACUGACUUUUGGAAGGAGGGCUGGUUCACCUACCCAGGAGGGGCAUUCCUGGUCUAUUCCAACUGGGCCCCUGGGGAGCCCAAUGACGAUAGCGGCAGGGAGGACUGUGUGGAGAUAAUGGCCAACGGCAAGUGGAACGAUGUGCCCUGUGGAGCAAAUCGCCUUGUGAUCUGCGAGUUCUGA